AUGGAUAACAAAAAGGUGGACAAGUUGGGAGAUGUUGUCCAUAAGGAGGACCGCUUCUCCUCUUCCUCGCAAGAGGACCUGAGUCUCCAGCCAUACGGACCACCGGGAUUCCGUGGCAUUGCUGCUUCUCGCUAUGUCGCUGUCUGUGCGUCGUUCAGCGCCGUUGGCGGCCUUCUAUUCGGUUACGAGUAUGCCAUAUUACCCCGAUCCACCCCGGCGCAUCAUGGCGUUAUCUCGGUCACGUUGACUAUGGAUCAGUUCCUAGACCGGUUCCACGAGGUGGCCGAUGGCUCUUCAGGGUCGGGAUUCUACAAGGGCCUCAUGACGGCCAUGAUCACCCUCGGUGCCUUCAUCGGAGCCCUCAACCAGGGUUGGAUUGCCGACGUCUUCUCGAGAAAGUACUCCAUCAUGGUGGCCGUCGUCGUAUUCAUCGUAGGCUCUGUGCUCCAGACGGCGGCCAUCGACUAUGCUAUGCUUAUCGUCGGACGUCUGAUUGGUGGUAUCGGUAUCGGCAUGCUGAGUAUGGUCGUCCCUCUGUAUAUUUCCGAGAUCUCGCCCCCGGAAAUCCGGGGUACGCUCCUCGUCCUUGAAGAGCUGAGCAUCGUCAUCGGUAUCGUCGUCGCCUUCUGGAUCACCUACGGAACGCAGUACAUCGACGGCACCCACUGGUCUUGGCAGCUGCCGUUCGUCAUCCAGAUCAUUCCCGGUGUCUUCCUCGGACUCGGCGCCACCUUCCUCCCCUUCUCGCCCCGAUGGCUGGCCUCCAAGGGCCGCGACGAUGAAGCUCUGAAGAACCUGGCCAAGUUCAGGCAGCUCCCCGAAACAGAUUCCCGGGUCCGUAGGGAGUGGCUCGAGAUCAUUUCCGAGUCCAGGUUCCAGAAGCAGGUCCUCUCCGAGAGGCAUCCCGACCUCGUCAAGCCCGGCACCUCCAAUGCCAUCAAGCUUGAAUUUGUCGCCUGGACCGACUGCGUCAAGAAAGGAUGCUGGAGGCGCACACACGUCGGCGCCGGCAUCAUGUUCUUCCAGCAGCGCUGCCAUCAGUUUGUCGGAAUCAACGCUCUCAUCUACUAUUCUCCGACGCUCUUUGGCACCAUGGGCCUCGGCCACAAUAUGCAGCUCAUCAUGUCUGGUGUUCUCAACAUGACGCAGCUCAUCGGUGUUGCGUCGAGUCUCUGGACCAUGGACCGUUUCGGGCGUCGCAACCUGCUCAUGCUGGGCUCCGUCCUCAUGUGUAUCUCUCAUGUCAUCAUCGCCAUCCUGGUCGGCCUCUUUUCGGAGAACUGGCCUGCGCACCAGGCACAGGGCUGGACCAGUGUCGCCUUCCUCCUCUUCUACAUGCUGGCAUUCGGUGCUAGUUGGGGACCGAUUCCUUGGGCCAUGCCGUCUGAGAUUUUCCCCUCGUCGCUGCGUGCCAAGGGAGUUGCCAUCUCCACCUGCUCUAACUGGCUCAACAACUUCAUCAUCGGAUUGAUUACGCCGCCUCUUGUGCAGAGCACAGGUUUCGGCGCGUACGUCUUCUUCGCCUCGUUUUGCCUCCUGUCCCUCGUCUGGACGUUUUUCUUUGUGCCGGAGACCAACGGGAAGACUCUCGAGGAGAUGGACAAUGUCUUCAAGGACCGCGACAGCACCGGGGAGCUGGUGACGAAGCAGCGUAUCUUUGAAGAGACACGCACUGAGAAGUUUCAGUCCAGAAGGAGUGAGGAAGCAUGA
Messenger RNA from Geosmithia morbida, 1710 nucleotides. Its product is annotated as Sugar (and other) transporter. Bases 1 to 1710 code for a protein of 569 amino acids. Lineage: Eukaryota; Fungi; Ascomycota; Sordariomycetes; Hypocreales; Bionectriaceae. Gene Ontology annotation, cellular component: membrane. The record is from RefSeq and is a predicted model, not a curated record. Gene Ontology annotation, molecular function: carbohydrate:proton symporter activity. The transcript is spliced from 8 exons. Gene Ontology annotation, biological process: carbohydrate transport; transmembrane transport.